This is a messenger RNA of Halteromyces radiatus, 837 nucleotides long. Its product is annotated as amino acid permease-domain-containing protein. The record is from RefSeq and is a predicted model, not a curated record. The transcript is spliced from 6 exons. Gene Ontology annotation, cellular component: membrane. Lineage: Eukaryota; Fungi; Mucoromycota; Mucoromycetes; Mucorales; Cunninghamellaceae. Gene Ontology annotation, biological process: amino acid transmembrane transport. Gene Ontology annotation, molecular function: L-amino acid transmembrane transporter activity. Bases 1 to 837 code for a protein of 278 amino acids.
AUGAUUGGUGUCUUCUCAAGAGGUGGUGGAAUUGCUCAAGGUUCUACCGUAUUUGGUAAUAACAUUGUGUAUGCAAUCAAUGCAGGACAAGCUACCAAUGAUUGGCAAGCUCGUGGUUUUGGUGGUAUGGCUGGACGUUUACCUGAUCGCCCUAAUUAUCAAGAAAACUUUUCAUUUGAUGGUACAUUGAACAAUGCCGGUUCUUAUGCAAAUGCUAUUUAUUAUGUCAUUUUCUCUUAUGCUUAUCUUGCUGUAUUACCUUUGGAUAAAAUUCGAUCUUCAGAUUUGACGGUGGCUGCCAACUUAUUCAAUACUGCUUUUGGUGGGAUAUUUGGUAGUCGAGUACUUCCAGUUUUUGUUGGAUUAUCUUCCUUUGGAUUUGUGGGUGUAGUAACUUAUUCAGGAUCUCGAGUGAUAUUGGAAUUUGCUCGUGAAGGUCAUUUACCAUUUGAUCGCGUAUUCAGUCGAGUUCAUCCUAAAUUACAAACACCUGUUGCUUCUCUGUUACUUUUGUAUGUGAUUUCUUUGAUCUUCAUGUUGGCUCCUCCUCCAGGUACCGCAUUUCAAUUCAUUAUGGCGUUCUGUAGUUAUGCUGAUUACUUCUUUGCUGCUCUUUGUGCUAUUGGUUUAUUGAUUUUGCGUCGUAGGGAACCUAAUAUCAAACGACCCAUUCGUUCUCCUUUCCCUUUAACCGUGUUUUAUCUACUUGUUUGUAUUUUCACUCUGGUCUUUGUCUAUAUUCCUCCUACAAAAGCACCAGCUCAAUAUCCUUAUUGGGGUAAGUAUUGUUUGAUAAAUAUAAUAGAGAAAAGAUACUUAUUUGAUAUUUAUAUAUAG